Messenger RNA from Ostrea edulis (European flat oyster), 2555 nucleotides. Its product is annotated as GTP:AMP phosphotransferase AK3, mitochondrial-like. Gene Ontology annotation, cellular component: cytoplasm; mitochondrion. Bases 41 to 760 code for a protein of 239 amino acids. The record is from RefSeq and is a predicted model, not a curated record. Gene Ontology annotation, molecular function: AMP kinase activity; ATP binding. Gene Ontology annotation, biological process: nucleobase-containing compound metabolic process. Lineage: Eukaryota; Metazoa; Mollusca; Bivalvia; Ostreida; Ostreidae. The transcript has 5 exons.
ACGACUUUCGGUUUCAUUUUGUGGAUCACGUUGACGUUUUAUGAAAGUUUUAUUUAUUUACUGCCUAAUUAUUUCAACUAAAGUAACGAUGAUUUCAAAAACAUUAAGAACAAUAAUAAUGGGUCCUCCGGGAUCAGGAAAGGGCACAAUAUCGUCGAGAAUUAUCAAAGAUUUUAACUUAAAACACUUAUCAAGUGGCGACCUCUUGAGAUCCCAGAUUCUUAACAAGACUAAGGAAGGUUUACAAGCCAAAACAUUCAUUGACAAAGGUCAGCUGGUCCCCGACAAGGUUAUGGUUCAGCUCAUUCUAAAUGAGCUACAUAAACUGAAGCAGGAUAGUUGGCUUCUUGAUGGUUUUCCUAGGACUGUGCCACAGGCCGAGGCUCUACACACUAAAGAACCAGCUGAUGUUGUGAUAAACCUUAAUGUUCCCUUUGACAUCAUCAUGCAGAGACUGACGGGCAGGUGGACACAUGCUGCCAGUGGCAGAAUUUACAAUACAGAGUUCAAUCCCCCUAAAAUCCCAGGUAAAGAUGACAUCACUGGUGAAGAUUUAAUACAGAGAGAUGAUGAUAAACCAGAAACUGUGAAGAAGAGACUGGAAACCUAUCAAGAACACACACAACCUGUACUUAACUUCUACAGAAACUUAGGAAUCCUAGAAGAAUUCACAGGCAAAUAUUCCAAUGAAAUUUGGCCAAAGGUCCACAAAUUUCUAUCCACAAAGACUGAACCACUACAGUACACUGUGUACAAGUAACUCCUGUUUUACCGAGCUGUUGACAGUUAUUUAAUGUAGUUCUGCUCGUUACUGAUUAUUUAUGAUUAUGGCUGUGCCAUUUUUGAUUGUAUCCUGCAGUUACAUUUGUAUGAAGUAUUAGGUAUUUAUAUGAAGUUUUGAUUUGUAUUUAAAAAGGGACUGGUUCACAAUUUUUGAUAAAAAUAAAGUCUCUAAAAUGAGCUUCCGUGAUAAUGUAUAACCAUAAUUUUUAUGUUAAAUCUUUUAAACACAUUAAACAGUAGAUUUUGAUCAUUAAAAGUGAAAAAGAAAAUUUUGGGGGAAAUCGUGAAUCAGUCCCUCUAAAGCUUGUUAGUGAAUGAGAAAAUAUGUGCCAGUUUACUGUUUAAGGAGGUAUGCUACAUCAGAGAAAUUUGAUGUAGAUGAAAAGUGGAGGAUAUGUACAACAAUAUUUUGAAGUUGAAAAUUUUCAAAUUUACUUUAUUUUGUCAAAAAAUACAGUUUUAGUAGAAGGUAAUCUGAAAAAAAUUUAAAACCCCCGCUGGACUCGAACCUGCGACCUACAGUUCAGCAGUCGGUAUUCUAACCUACUGAGCUACUCAGCUUGGUAUUUAAAUGAAAAAGGAAAAGUCAAAUAUUGCUGAUAUCGAUUUUUUCAUCCAUGUUUUUAAAGGAAGUCAGCCAUUAUGACGAUGUAGAGUACUACCUUAAUUUCAAACUUGUAGGGUGUGCAUCUUUGUUCCCAUGUUCUCGGACAUAACAAUAUGUGUACUGUAUUGCGCUUUUUGUGCAUGAAAGAAUGUUCUGCCUCAGCACAAUCUAAAGAUAACAAAUAUAAGUUUAACUUGUCCCUAAUUCUUAAUUGUUUAAUCUGUUGCUCAUUAGGUGAAAUUGACAAAACUAAUUGUAAUUCUGAUCUGGUAAUGAUAAAAUUACAUACGGCAUCACAAACUUAAAACCACAUGAAUUUCCAUCUAUACAAUGAUAAUUCUAUUGAUUUAAAGUAAUAUCAACCUCAUGUGACAUCAUAAGAUUUUGCAAAAUUCAAUGAUGUAUUUAGAUUUAUGCAUGAUAGGAACUUAAAGUUUGUUGGUGUCUUUUCCAAUUGUUAUUGUAAAAAAUCUUGUUAAAUAUAAAAUAUUUCAAAAGUCUACGUUAUAUAUGAAUAAUAUAUGUUUCAAAAUAUUGAAUCCAUCUGCAAUAUCUGUUUUCAUUGAUUUCUUUAUCAUGUUCAUUGUGCGACAGAUUUCAUUUAUUUAUCACAAACAUUUUGUAUGCUUAUGUAAAGAAACAGUUUCAUGAAAUUGUUAUGAAUACUAUCAUAUUGUUAAAACCAGUUUUUGUGAAAUUUUUGAUACUGCUGUUUAAAAAAAAUUGCAAUUUUCUGAUGUUGAUAUGAUUUUGUUUACAUAUGAUGACCUAUUAUAAUAUAUUUUAUUUUAUGAUUUAGAGUUACUGUUAACUCUAAUGGAAAUAAGUAUACGCUUUCAAUACUUUUAUGAGAAUGGUGUUACCUUAAGCAAGGUCACUCCAAACUUGGACAGAUAUUUAUGGUCCUUGGAUUUUUUCAUCAAUAUGUUCAAAUUAAUAAACCCUAUCAACAAUUCUAAUGAUGUGUAGCAAUCCAAUAAGCUAAAUUUUACUCACUAGUCACGGCAUAACAAUUUCAGAACAUCAACAAUUUAAGAAAUUGUUCAUUGUACUUGUUUUAUACCUCAGAGAGAGAGAGAGAGUGAACAGUCUUGGUGCUAGUUGUGAUCUUUUUGAAUUACUCGUAUAAUUUUCAUGGUAUAAAUAUCUACAUUGAUUGUGUAAA